Messenger RNA from Neocloeon triangulifer, 1830 nucleotides. RefSeq names its product cryptochrome-1-like. Gene Ontology annotation, biological process: entrainment of circadian clock by photoperiod; circadian regulation of gene expression. NCBI's taxonomy places the organism in Eukaryota, Metazoa, Arthropoda, Insecta, Ephemeroptera, Baetidae. The record is from RefSeq and is a predicted model, not a curated record. Gene Ontology annotation, cellular component: cytoplasm; nucleus. Gene Ontology annotation, molecular function: DNA binding; FAD binding.
ACAAACCGGCACCGGCAGUCUUUGACUCUUUGUGUGUUGAUUGUCGAGUGAGAGCUGAAAUUGCUGAAAAGGAUCACAAAAUUCGAAAAUGAGUCGCAGCACUGUAGUCCACUGGUUUCGAAAAGGGUUGCGAAUUCACGACAAUCCUGCUCUGAUAGAGGCGAUUCGUGAGUGUGAGAAGCACGGGGGAGGCGCGUGUGAGCUGCGACCAAUUUUCAUCUUGGACCCGUGGUUCGUGAAAAACAUGAAAGUCGGACCGAAUCGAUGGAGAUUUCUGCAGCAAAGUCUGGCUGCUCUGGACGAGAGGCUGAAGGAAUUGGGCUCUGCCUUGUUCGUAAUCAGAGGAAAGCCGGAGGAGGUUUUUCCCAAAAUUUUCAAAGCCUGGAAUGUGAAAUUCCUCAGUUUCGAGCACGACAUCGAACCGUACGCGAAGGAAAGGGAUGAGCAAAUCGAGGCUUUGGCCAAGACCGCGGGUGUCAAAGUUGUUCAAAAAGUGUCGCACACGUUGUACGACCCGAUGAAGAUCAUUUCUGCCAACUUGGGCAAACCGCCCAUGACAUACCAGAAAUUCGUCAGUGUGGCCGAGGGUGUGGGGCCGCCGCCCCAGGCAGUGGAUGCGCCUCAAAAAGUGCCCAAAGGCUACAGCAAGGUCGAUGAGGAGAGCCACUUAAAAAUUCCCUCCGAAGAAGAUAUUUUCGGGCCCUAUAAAGUACCAAAUUUGAGCGAUUUUGGAUUAGAUGAAAAUAUUUUAGAGCCCUGCAUUUUUCUCGGAGGCGAAAUUGAAGCUCUGAAAAGAAUGGAAUCGGUUUUGGCCAGAAAAGCUUGGAUUUGCGAUUUUGAAAAGCCAAAUACGUCACCAAACAGUUUGUCUCCGAGCACAACCGUACUUAGCCCAUACUUGAAAUUUGGCUGUCUUUCGCCAAGACUGUUUUUCCACGGAGUUAAAAAGACUAUCGAAGGAAGAAAGCACAGCAAACCGCCAGUUUCACUAAUUGGGCAGCUGUAUUGGAGGGAGUUUUACUACGUCGUUGCCACCGCAACGCCAAAUUUUGAUAAAAUGGAGGGAAAUCCAAUUUGUUGCCAAAUCCCCUGGGGAACUAACGAGGCCCACUUAAGAGCUUGGAAAGAGGGUCGAACAGGAUACCCUUUUAUUGACGCAAUUAUGACUCAACUGAGAAAAGAAGGCUGGAUUCAUCAUUUAGCAACCUGCUUUUUGACUCGGGGCGACCUGUGGAUUUCGUGGGAAGAGGGACAGAAAGUGUUUGAGGAACUUUUGCUAGAUGCGGACUGGGCAUUGAACGCGGGCAACUGGAUGUGGCUUUCCGCGUCGGCCUUUUUCCAUCAGUACUUCAGAGUUUACAGUCCGGUGGUUUUUGGCAAGAAAACCGACAAAUUUGGCGAAUACAUCAAAAAAUACGUCCCUGUGCUGAAGAAGUACCCAGUGGAAUAUAUUUACGAGCCGUGGAAUGCGCCCUUGUCUGUGCAAAAAGCAGCAGGUUGCAUCAUCGGCCAGGACUAUCCACGGCCCAUUGUAAAGCACGAAAUAGUCCACAAGGGGAACAUUGCCAAAAUGAACGCUGCGUACAAGAAAAAUAAGGAAGGAAAAUCUGGCGGAGAUAAAGGGAAAAGACCUACUGCAGGAACCAGUUCACAAGCAAAGAAGCCGAAGAAAUCUUAAUUUAUUCACUACAUUUGUUCGUGAUCAUAAAAAUUAUCUCUGAUCUGCAUGUUAAUUUUUAAGUCUUUAUUUAUUACAUACCGACAAAUUCUGAAAAAACAUCAAUACAUUAUGUAAUUCUCAUUUUGAUAUGCAAAGAAAUAAAAAACAAG